CACUCGACCAAAGCCAACCUUACAACUACACACUUCGCAGCACAGCAACUCCUGACUAGCCUCUUUUCCCAGCUCUCGAAACCCCUUCUCGGCUCAUCGAACCAGCCUGCACGACCAUCAUGUUCCACCCAACCCGCGGCGGCACCCGUGGAGGGCAAGCCGAAUUCUCUUGGGAGGCCGUCAAAGCGGACAAGGAUCGUGAGGCCUACCUAGGCGCUUCUGUUCACGCUCCUCAGGGGCGAUGGCAGAAGGGAAGGGAUGUGAAUUGGUACAACAAGGAGAAGAGCAGUAUUGGCGGAGAGGAUGAAAGGGAGAAGAGGAGGGAAGAGUUGAGGGAGAUCAAGAGGAGGGAAGAGGAGGAGAUGCUGCGCAGAUUGGGACAGGGUGGGGGAAGGUUGCCCCCCUCAAUGACUGGAGGCUCGUCUAAUGGGGAGCCAAAGGUGGGAGACAACCUCCUCGGAGGAUCGAGGAACGGUACUGGCCCACUUGCAUCAGGCAGCUCAACAGGCGCGAAUCGCGCUCACCUUGAUCCAUCAAAGGCGAGGAGGUGGGGUGGUGGGGAGGAUGCCGGAAGUGCAGCAUCAAGAGGGGCAGGUGACGAGGAUGACAGUGAUGGCGCCACCUCGGGACUGACAAAGGAGGAUAAGGCCUUCGCUCGUAAGCUGGCGCACAAGGAGGCAAAGAACGCUAGACAUGAGGAGAGGGAGAGGAUUAGGGAGGAGAGGAGACGAAGGAGGGAGAGGGAGGGGGAUUGGCACAGGGAUGAUGAGCGUGCGGACGAGAGGGACAAAGAUAGGAGGAGGCGGGCUUCAAGCUCCCGUAGCCACGAUGAUUCGCCACGUAGGCGCAGUCAACCUCAUCACGAGAGGAAGGAGAGGGGAAGCAGGCGUCGAUACGAUGAGGACGAUGGACGUUACCGGUCAGAUGCGCGACAUCGUAGCCUCAGCCGCAGCCACUCGCCCGACAGGAGGCGAAGGUAUGAUCGCAACGAGGACGGCAGAAGAGAGCAACACAGCAGGCGCAGAGACGAGCGAUCCAUCCGGCCGCGAGACGAUCGCUCGCCGUAAGCAUACUACCCUUCACAAUCAAUCGACAUGUGGCUUAACAUCAUCCUAUUCACAUCAGCGUCAACAUCAUGCCCCUGCUGUCUUUCCCUUAUUCUUCUUCCUCCUACUCUUUUUCUGCUUCUUCGACCCGGUCGCCGUCGUUGAACCCGUCCCUCUGUCCUCCUCGAGGUCAUCUCCACGAUCCUGAUCAGCAAAAGAUUCGUCGAGCAAGCUUGCCUCCAAAGAAGCAUCGUCUUCUUCAUCCUUGAAGCUCUUCGGCUUCCUGAAACCCUCAUUCCCUUCU
Jaminaea rosea is the source of this 1350-nucleotide messenger RNA. RefSeq lists its product as hypothetical. The transcript has a single exon. NCBI's taxonomy places the organism in Eukaryota, Fungi, Basidiomycota, Exobasidiomycetes, Microstromatales. The coding region runs from base 120 to 1067 and encodes 315 amino acids. The record is from RefSeq and is a predicted model, not a curated record.